CGAAGGACACAGCCGACCACGUCAUGGCGAGGGACACAGCCGACCCGCCCAAAUGGGCAUUUGGAUUCCUACCGAUGUCGCCAAGAGGGGGCGAAUCCACUCGCGACGCAGAGGGGAUGACUCUCCGUGAGCGGCAAAUUUCAACAGCCCUGUUUUGGUUCACCUCGUCCGUUCUUACGACCCUUGUUGGCACCAUCGUACUAGUUGCUUUCAUCAUUCCUGCCAGCCAGAAUGAACGGACCCUAAACUGCGAGACAUCGGAAUGCCUCGCCGCUUACAGGUACCUUCACGAGCAGCUGGACUCCAACGUCCACCCUUGCGAUGACUUCUACGGACACGUCUGCCGCAAGUGGAGCAAAAUCCGCGAGGGUGUAGGUUUCCUCUCAGACUCACUCGAUCGCUUCUUAGUCAAGAUAAAAAGGGGAGCACAGUAUUGA
Molecule: messenger RNA, 437 nt
Organism: Ixodes scapularis (black-legged tick)
Lineage: Eukaryota; Metazoa; Arthropoda; Arachnida; Ixodida; Ixodidae
Exons: 3
Coding region: 24-437 (137 amino acids)
Biological process (GO): proteolysis
Molecular function (GO): metalloendopeptidase activity
Source: RefSeq, a predicted model, not a curated record